Messenger RNA from Microstroma glucosiphilum, 3450 nucleotides. RefSeq lists its product as hypothetical. The coding region runs from base 102 to 3350 and encodes 1082 amino acids. The record is from RefSeq and is a predicted model, not a curated record. The transcript has 2 exons. Lineage: Eukaryota; Fungi; Basidiomycota; Exobasidiomycetes; Microstromatales; Microstromataceae. Gene Ontology annotation, biological process: proteolysis. Gene Ontology annotation, molecular function: serine-type peptidase activity; dipeptidyl-peptidase activity.
CUUCCAUCCGUGGCCUUGCCGAAUUGCGGCAAUCUCGUGGUCCCUCUGUAGCAAGUCUACCGCACAUAGACGAACAGUCGCUCAAGCAAGGUACUGCGACCAUGGUACGCGCUUCCUUUCAGUCGGACAGUACUGCCUCUGACGCGACAUUGGACGAGAAGGACCCAUCAGAGCCCUAUCGCGGUCACGAAGAGCGCGAUGACGCCGGCCAUGUGACGUCGUCCAACUAUCGCUUCAGAGAUUCCGUGGAGUUCAUCGGACAGGAAGAGGAGGAGGAGCAGGUAGGAUUGAUGCAGCUUGAUCGCAGAAGACAGAGAUCAUCACAACGGAUACCCCUCUCGUCACGGAAGCCAGAGCGCAAGCUGCGUCGCUUAUUGAGGGAACACGAGGCUCUCAUCAUCAUCAUCUUCUCCUCGAUUCUCGCCCUUCCACUCCUCGUCGCGCUAUACGCCUGGCUGGUAUCGGCAUCACAUUUGCCCAUCGCCGCAUCGACAGAUGUGAUCGUCAGCCCGCCCUCAGGGUUCCUCCCAGACAACAAAGUCUCCAUCAGUGCGGCACGGAAGUAUGCAGCUUCUUCCGAUGACGCAGAAGGCCACUAUGGCCUCCGCCAGGCGCCCGGAUUUGCCUUCAAUGAAGCAGUACCCGGAUGGGCUACCCCUGAGGAGGCGGAUCAGGUCUUACGACUCGCCAAAGGAACGACCAAGAAGGCGCUGGAAAGCCAGGGGUGGACGACACUGAAGCCCAAAAGCAUGGAUGUCAUUUUCAACGGAACGCUGGAUACUGUCAGCAUAGAUCUGGCCUGGAGUGCCGAAGACAAAGACGAUGGCGUCUUUAUGCGCAAAGAUCCUGCCACGUCGGACAUCAUCUUCCAAGACGUGACGCAUGCCCGUUUGCAGAUGACCGGCCAGGGCAGUGUAGCGCCAGGGGGCGGGCAAGUCACCUUUGUCCGCGGUAAGGACGUGCAGGACAAGACCGGCAAACAGCUCGCAUGGGACACCUUCGUCGUCUCCCCGGACCUUUCGCACGUCAUGUUCUUUUCCGACACGAUGCGAGUCUACCGACACUCGAGACAGUCCAAUGUCUGGAUCCACAAUGUCGAGGAGAAGCGGACAUGGCCGAUAGGUGACGGUCCUUCGAAGCCUCCAGCGAUUGCACAUGCUGCAUGGAUCCCAUCUACCUCGUUCAGCUUAGCAUACGUGAAAGACAACAACUUGUAUGUCGCUCUCGACCCUGAUCGUGGUGAAGCAACUCGGAUCACAUCGGACGGUACUGCCACGAUCUUCAACGCCGUGACAGAUUGGGUGUAUGAAGAGGAAGUAUUCGAGAGUAACCACGCCCUUUGGUUCUCCCCAGGAGGGACUAAGCUCGCCUAUCUGCGCUUUGACGAGACAGAAGUCCCCGUAUACGAUUUCCCGAUUUACAAUCCAGACCCCAGUACUGCUGGGGCGACCACUCCCUACCUGAACUCAAUCAAGCUCAAGUACCCCAAGCCUGGCUUCAAGAAUCCCAUCGUCAGCGCUCAUCUCCUUGAUCUGAAGAAAUUGGCAGACUUGACUGCCCAGUCGACUAGUAUCAACAUUGAGGUGGCCAAAUAUCACUUGAAGUCUCCCUUGCCUGUGAGCGAGAUUGCUGAUGAGAAGAAGGUAGAUGAAGCGCUUUUCGCCGCAGAGGAUGCGAAAGACAGGCUCGUCACAGAGGUAGCCUGGCUUGAUGAUGACUCGCUCUUCAUCAGAGAGACGGACAGAGGCAGCGACCACCUGCGUGGCAUCGUCUUCGAUACCGCAAAGGUAGGAGGAGGGCAAGAGAUGGUGGGGACUGUUGUCCGCAGAAUUGAUGCGAAAGACAAGAGUUGGGUUCCGUUCGGUCAAGACAUCGCAGCGCUUGGUGUGAAAGAUCUCGCGGCGAAGUCUACUGCGUACCUAGACCUCAUCGAGAACAGCCAAGGAUUUAAGCAUCUGGCAUACUACCCCAACGCAACUUCAUCGGCGCCGAUCUUCUUGACCUUCGGGACCUGGGAAGCUGACAAGCUGCUACACGCCGACGUCAAGCGCAACAAGGCCUACAUAUCUGCGGCGUACCCUCUGCCUCACCAUCGCCACAUCUUUGCCGUCGAUCUACCCGACAUCAAGCAAGGCAAGAGUGCUCUGAGCUCCUUUCGACCCCACUUCAAAGACAUCAAUGCUGCCCAUCCAGAGGCCUCCUUCGAUGCGACCUUCGACCCGAAGGGAGCCUACUACCUGCUUCGUGAAGCAGGCCCCAGAGUCCCCACCGCUCGAGUGAUCGGGGUGGACGAUGCUUCCUUCGACUGGAUCGUCGAAGAUAACGCAGCGGCAGUGAAGACGUCCGCUCAGUAUACCCAGGCACAUUAUGUCUACUAUAAUGUCACGCUGCCCAACGGCGUCACCACCUCGGUCAAAGAGAUUCGUCCAUACGACUUUGAUGCCAGCGGCGAGACGCGCUACCCCGUCCUCCUGAACGUCUAUGGUGGGCCCGACUCGCAGCAGGUCACACACACCUACAGCCCUCAAGAGUGGCACCAGUCUCUGGUGAACGAGCUCGGGUACGUCGUAGCCAUUGUCGACGGACGUGGUACGGGAUACCGUGGAGCAGCUUACAGAGACGGCGUAGCGAAGCAGCUGGGCAGUAUAGAGAUUGACGACCUGCUCGCCACGGCAGACAAGAUUCGGCGGCUGCCAUACGUCGACGAGAAGAGGCUCGGGCUAUGGGGCUGGUCCUACGGCGGGUACUUUACCAACAAAGUCCUCGAGCGAGACUCGGGGCUGAUCACACUGGGCAUCUCCGUGGCUCCGGUGACCAAGUGGACCUUCUACGACUCCAUCUACACCGAGCGUUACAUGAAGACGCUCGAGUCCAACCAGGCAGGCUACGAAAAGUCGGAUGUGCACGUCACUGAUGGUUUCAAGCAUGCCCACUAUCUCCUGGCGCAGGGCAGCGGUGACGAGAAUGUCCACUUUGAGAAUUCAGCGCAUCUCCUGGACCUCCUCACUGCGCAGAAGGUGAGGGGAUUCUGGUUCAGGAUGUUCACCGACUCUGCGCAUGGCAUCUCUACGCGUGGGGCGUAUAGGGAGCUGCACGAGUACCUGACAGAUUUCCUCAAGACGAAGUGGGGUGCGGGAGGGAAGAGGCGGUUCGAGGGCAAGGGUGGAAGAAAGGGUCUGGUGGCUGAGCAUGUACAAAGGAGAGGAGUGGAGGAAAGAGAGGAGGAGGAUGGGGGACAGCUCGGGGAGAGGGAUUGGGAGUCAGAGGCGAAGAGAAUAUUCAGGCAGGCGCAGGACGAAGCCCUUGUGCGUCGUCUAGCUCGACGGGGCCGCAAAGGAGCAGACUUGUAGAUUAAUGAAGGUCACCUUUGGACUGUAUAUCUAUCCAUCUUCACGCAUAGAUGGGCACAGCCUCACGUGUGCGGCUUCGUCGCUGUCAUGUCGCUGGUCC